GAAAGAGGCCCUCAGAACAGCCUCCUGUGGGCCCCAGGGUCUAUCGUGGGGCCCACGACUGUCCACAAACACGCCUAGACUGGACUGGAGUGACCCUGGUGCUGGCAGCACUCAGGAGAACAUGCUUCGCCUCAGGGACAGAAGAGGAAAGGCAGUUUAUAAAAAUGUUUCCCCAGUUGGGAAAUCAAACUCGGUCCUCUGUCCUCAGUCUUCCCCAGACCACCCACAUGGGGACACUGUUCAGCUUGAAGCUAGAGCUGAUAUUUUCAGAAACGGCCACUAAUUUGGACUCAGCCCCAAAGCUCCAGGUCCACCCCGACUUGGCCCCACCCACGCUGCAUUAAACACUUAGGUCCACAGGGCCUGGGAGCAACAGUAGUCCUCCCCUGCAGGCACUGGCAAACAGAAAGUCAACAACAUUGUAUCUAAAACUAAACAGUUUUGCUGAGAAUAAUGGGGCUCUGGACUGUGGCUUCUGUGAAGCUUAAUGACAGAAUUGGCAGCACAGGAGGUUUUCUUGUGGUGGCCCAUGCUCCGCAGGCCUUGGGCACACAGCCCACAGCUCACUGUUCGAUCUUGUGAAACUCGGAUGAUGGGUUACUUCCCCUCUUCUUAAUAAGAUUAACAAGAAGUAUGCAGUGCCUUUCGAAUGACAUUUAUCCAAGGUUAUGAUAACAAACAACUGUCCCUCCAGUGAUGCAUUUGUUCCGCACCUCCCAGCCCAAGGCCCUGCUCUUGCUUUUCUUUCAAAUCUCAUUUAGUCUCAGUCAUCUCGGCCAGAAAGUUCCUGCUUCAGAGCAGAAGGUCUUCAGCAAGAACUACAAAGAAGAAAAGAUUCUGGAGAAUCAAUCAAGUUUCCUGCCAAGUUCCAGUAACGUUUCUGUCUUAACUGCACACAGGAAAGAUGAAACACAUUCUCAAUCUGUAUGAAAACAUCAACAGUACAGCAAGAAAUAACUCAGACUGUCCUGCUGUGAUUCUGCCAGAAGAGAUAUUUUUCACAGUAUCCAUUGUCGGAGUUUUGGAGAACCUGAUGGUCCUUCUGGCUGUGGCCAAGAAUAAGAGUCUUCAGUCACCCAUGUACUUUUUCAUCUGCAGCUUGGCUAUUUCUGAUAUGCUGGGCAGCCUGUACAAGAUUCUGGAAAAUGUUCUGAUCAUGUUCAGAAACAUGGGUUACCUCGAGCCUCGAGGCAGUUUUGAAAGCACAGCAGAUGAUGUGGUGGACUCCCUGUUCAUCCUCUCCCUCCUCGGCUCCAUCUGCAGCCUGUCUGUGAUCGCCGCUGACCGUUACAUCACGAUCUUCCACGCUCUGCAGUACCACCGCAUUGUGACCCGGCAUCGCGCCCUCAUCGUCCUGACGGUCCUCUGGGCAGGCUGCACGGGCAGUGGCAUCACCAUCGUGACCUUCUCCCAUCACGUCCCCACGGUGAUUGCCUUCACAGCACUGUUCCCGCUGAUGCUGGCCUUCAUCCUGUGCCUCUACGUGCACAUGUUCCUGCUGGCCCGCUCCCACGCCAGGAGGACCUCCUCCCCUCCCAGAGCCAACAUGAGAGGGGCCGUCACACUGACUGUCCUGCUCGGAGUCUUCAUUUUCUGUUGGGCACCCUUUGUCCUUCAUGUCCUCUUGAUGACAUUCUGCCCGGCUGACCCCUACUGUGCCUGCUAUAUGUCCCUCUUCCAGGUGAAUGGUGUGUUGAUCAUGUGUAACUCCAUCAUCGACCCCUUCAUAUACGCCUUUCGGAGCCCAGAGCUCAGGGUCGCAUUCAAAAAGAUGGUUAUCUGCAACUGGUACCAGUAGAAUGAUUGGUCCCUGAUUUUAGGAGCCACGGGGAUAUACUGUCAGGGACAGAGCAGCAUGACAGACCAACAGCACUAGGACUCCAGCUCUCCUUCCCUAGCGCACAUGAGGAUAAUUCCACCAACUCUUGUCGUAAUAGCUCAAUUCCACGUGAACAGCCUUGCUAUAGGUACAACUUCUAUAGCUUAAAGAGGCAAAAUAAUUACCGAACAGGCCAGAAUACAAAGCACAUACAGCAAUACACAUGUGAGAACUCCGAGCUAAGGAAAAGUUUGUUCUUCUAUAGAUAACUAGCUAGCCUAUCAUGGGGUGGCCUCUCCUAAGUGCUAGGACAAGCACUCGGGGUAUGGACUACAGGGUUUUUGUAAGCCAAAGGUGCCAAUAAGUUGCCACACAGGGCCCCUGCCUGCCAUCCGCUCUCCUUUCUGCCCACCUGCUUUGCUGUGCACCAUCUCCAGUCUUUCUACAAGCAGGCAGGAUGCAUCUUAUAGUCAAAUAACCACCUUUGAGUUUCCAAUAAUAAAGGAAGCUUCUCCGUUAGUCUUCUUGGCUAACUCAGCAUCCUACUGGCCUUAAAGUAUUUUCCUGGUUAAAACUCCUUAUGUUUUAGGAGCAUAAAUUUCAAAGGAGGAAAUAAACAUUUAAUCCAUUUGGUUCCUAUGUAGGAAUAAAUAAAGGCCAGAAGAAAACUGCGGCAAAAUGAAGAAAGUAUACCCAACCCUUGUGAACCUGUCUGGUGCGUGUGUGCUUGGUCACUCAGUGGCUUCCA
This is a messenger RNA of Odocoileus virginianus texanus, 2567 nucleotides long. It is a transcript of the gene MC2R, whose product is annotated as melanocortin 2 receptor. Lineage: Eukaryota; Metazoa; Chordata; Mammalia; Artiodactyla; Cervidae. Gene Ontology annotation, cellular component: cytoplasm; plasma membrane. Gene Ontology annotation, molecular function: corticotropin receptor activity. Gene Ontology annotation, biological process: adenylate cyclase-activating G protein-coupled receptor signaling pathway; regulation of metabolic process. The record is from RefSeq and is a predicted model, not a curated record.